Molecule: messenger RNA, 2469 nt
Organism: Anolis sagrei ordinatus
Lineage: Eukaryota; Metazoa; Chordata; Lepidosauria; Squamata; Anolidae
Source: RefSeq, a predicted model, not a curated record
GUGUUUAUAUUCCAGGUUCCCCCUCCCUGGCCAAGGACACCGUCAGCCAUGAAGAGCCACCACGCUGCCCUGCUGCUCCUGGGCUUCUUCGCCCUCGGGACAGAGCCCAUUUUGGCCACACUGAGGAAAAGGCUAGGCAAAAUGGAAGCACAUGACAAGCCACCAACACUUUCCAUGGCAACCUUCCAAGAUCUCUGCCUCUUUCCACCCGAAGAAGGAGACUGCAAAGCAAACAUACCCCGAUUCUUCUUCAAUUCAACCUCAUGGAAAUGUGAGAAAUUCAUUUAUGGUGGAUGUGGAGGAAAUGACAACAACUUUAAGACACGGGAGGAAUGUCUCCAGUUCUGCCCACACAGAGAUCUCCUUCAACCUGGAGAUUGCCCAAGAAGAAUGCUACCUGGGCUUUCUCGGCCUACCGAAGCCUACUGCAUAGAGGAUGGGACCUGUCCAGGAGAGCAGAAGUGUUGUCUCAUGGGCAAUAUCAGGAAAUGUGUCCUCCCUGUUGGAGUGAAUCCUGGCUUUUGCCCCAGGAGAGACAAUGCCACAGUCUUCACAACGCACUGUUCAUGGGACUUGGAUUGUGCCUUGGAUGAGAAGUGUUGCCCCAGUGAAGGACGGAGAAGAUGCACCAAAGCCUUGCCAGCCAACCCUGGCCUUUGUCCCAAGAAGAGCCUCUCGCGGGUGUCCAGUCCUUGUGAAGGUGAAUGCAUAGAUGACCAGUCUUGUCCCAAGGGGAAAAAGUGCUGCUUUGUUAACUGUGGGCUGAAGUGUGUCCCCCCAGAGAGCCAUCACAGUGGAGAACCAAUGGAACUGGAUCGGGAUCCCUCACUGGAAGUGGGACACGGAGAUAUCUGCCUCCUUCCUCCUAAACAAGGAGACUGUGAUGCCCACAUGCCCCGAUUCUUCUAUAAUUCAACCUCUGGGAAGUGUGAGAAAUUCAUUUUUGGGGGCUGUGGGGGGAAUGAGAACAACUUCAUGACGCGGGAGGAAUGUUACCAUGCCUGCUUUGACAGAGCAUUGUCCAAACCUGGCAACUGCCCAAGGAGGACGGUUCCUGCUCUUCCAAGGUCCUCCAAGGCCUACUGUGCAUACGAUGCAUCUUGCCCAGGAGAUCAGAAGUGUUGUCACAUUGGAAAUAUCAAGAGAUGUGCCCUCCCUGUUGGAGUACAUCCUGGCUAUUGCCCCAGAAGAGAUGAUGUUGCAGUCCCUUCAAAGCACUGUUCAUGGGAUUCAGAUUGUGCCGUGGAUGAGAAGUGUUGUCCCAGUGAAGAACACAAAAGGUGCACCAAAGCCAUACCAGCCAAUCGAGGCCUUUGCCCCAAGAGAAGUCUACCACUGGAGUUUUUCCCAUGUGAAGGACAUUGCAGGGAUGACCGGUCAUGUUCCAAGGGGCAGAAGUGCUGCUUUGUUGGCUGUGGCCUGAAGUGCAUCCCUCCAGAGACUCAUCACAGCGUUGAGCGGGUGGCGCUGGAUCAGGACCAUGCUCUCACCUUGCCAGUUCACAGAGGUUCCUGGCCAUUGAAUUCUACAGAACUUGAAUCUCGGCCUGCUCGUGAUUUCUGCCACCUUCCUAGUGCCUCUGGCUCUUGUGACGCCCCCUCUGUCCACCGCGUCUUCUACAACUCCCAAGCUAAGAGGUGCGAGAGGUUCCUUUACAAAGGCUGCGGAGGCAACAGGAACAACUUUGCAACACAACUGGAGUGUCUCCGGAGCUGCUCCAAUCCAGGGAUCUGUCAGCUCCCAAUGGACCAUGGAAUAGGCGAUGCCCUGAGGCCUCGCUACUUCUACAACUCCGACUCCAGGACCUGUGAGCACUUCAUCUACCGAGGACACCAUGGCAACGCCAACAACUUCUGGGAAGAAGAAGCUUGCCUCCAGUUCUGUGGAUCUCAUGCUGUCUAAACCAACAGAGACAACCUCCUGAAGGAAGGACAGAGAGGACUUGAAACUCCUGGAAGUUACUCCUGGAUCCUCCCUGGAGUAUGGAGAGACCACCAGUCCUGCAUGCCAGUAUCUUCCAUCCACGUCUAUGUCCUUCCAUCGUCACCCUAUUGUUCUGUCUUCUUCCAUCUCAGACUCUUUUAGCAGCCCAGAUUAACAUCCCACUUUCUUCAUCCUUUCUGACCUUUCCCCUAAAUGCCCUCACCCUCUAUUUCUUCCUCUAAUCUCUCCAACUCCCCUUUUGAGAAGCCCAUUUUGGCACAAUCAACAGUACCUGCCAUUGCACCUUCUUCAACCCUCCUUCCUACUUUCAUCUUUCUAUUCAGUCUAAACUUAGGGUGCAUCAACAUUUUUGAACUGAUGCAGUUUGACACCUCUUUUUCUGCCAUAAAACAUUGCCAUGGGUUUCCUGGAAGUUAUAUUGGUGUUAGGCUCCUGCACAGUUUGGCAAUGAAAGCUAAAGACUACAACUCCCAUGAUUCCAUAACUUUGAGCCAUGGCGAUUCACAUGAUGUAUUCAUUCUACAG